CACACACACACGGAGCAGAAAGAGAAGGAUGCUCCACUUUCUUCGCGUGUCUCCCCCUCGGAUCUGUGUCUCUGGACUGCGGGCUGAUGCUGAGGCUGAUGCGGCGACUGCGUAACGCACUCCUCCGAAGCAGCAGAUGUGUUACAGCUAAUAGAAAUAUCCUUCCACGGUGACUGCACAGCCUGACGCUUGAAAACAAAUAAUCCCUGCGUUAAUGAGAAGACAACAUGAGGCGUAGAUUACUGAGGGAUUAUACCGAGGUUUCAGGACGUUAAUGCUGUCCAACUGAGGAUCUCGCUGUCGAUGAACUUGUGCGACCGGCCAGACUGACUGAGAUAACCUGGUGUCAUGGAAGAAGAGGAGGAGCCAACAGAGUCUCGUUGAAUCUUUAAAACACACGAACAGACUCCGCCGUCGGUUCUCCUGCCUCAGCACUGAAGGACUUGACAGACCAGUGAGGAUUACGGAGUCGUAGCAAACAGCAGAGUGUGCAGAAAGAGAGAGAGAGAGAAAGAGAGAGACACGAGUGCAGGGCCGAACAAAUGCCUGUUGCUGUCCCGUGAUACAUCCACACAUGAGAGAGCGGGAGCAGCCGCACACAGGGCUGUUUCUAUGGAUACCCCCCUACCCUGCUUUGGAUUAAUACGACUGUCUGAUAUUCUGACUAUCUGUGCGUGAGGGAAAGUGGUGAAAUUAGAAGUGAAUCUCUGCAGCAGACUACAGCAUCAGCUCACAUGAUGUAAAGGAAAGACAUAAUCACAUUUCACGUACAAAGACAUGUCAGGGAACAGAUGAUCAGCUGUUUUCCACUCGGUCGCCUGAGUGGAAAUGUUUCAUUUCUGAUAUGAUGCUGAUAUCACAGUAUUUUACACUAUUUAUAUAAGCCUUUUAUCCACUCAGCUCACACAGUCACUGCAGUGAGGCUGACAUGCAUUCCUUAAUCACGUUGUGGUCAUGUGACGGCAAGUCUGUCUUGUCUGCCUUUGCUGAGUGAAGCAUUUAUGUGAUAUUUUUCAAGUUUUGGGGGGAUCCUAUUUGUUUAUUCAUUCCAAUAAGUGAAUGAAUGACUGCAUUGUAUUGGAUUUCAGGAUUUCCUGUUUCCAAGAUCCCAUGAUUUUGACCAGUAUUGGACCUCAAGUUUCUUCCAAAAUCAGUAAAGAUGUAACAAGUAGUUGAGCAGAAAUGGUGCACAAAGGAACUUCAACUAAGGCUUGAAGAAAAUGAUUCCAUGUCUUUGCCUGUAAAACUGCCACAAUCUUCCACUAGGCGAGCAGUUGUUUUCAUUUUGUGCUUUCCUACAUAAUACAUGCAAACCACCCAAAGAAAAAGCAGGUGUCUCAUUAUGAUUCUGGAAUCACCAGCAAGAUGUUUUAUUUCAGACAAUGUGUGAAUCCAUGAAAUGCAUCAAACCACUUGAAAUGUAUCCAUCGUCUGUCUCUAACGCCGCACACUGAGCUGCCAUGGCCAGACAGGACACUCCUCUCUUCCUCCACGGCUUUGACCUUAGUGGUCACUUUGUUGACCUUCGACCUCUCGGCACUGGAGUCACGGGCCUGGUGCUCUCGGCUGUGGACCAACGUAAUGGACGGCGUGUGGCAAUUAAGAAGCUGGUGAUGCGCGAUGCCGUGACGGUGAAACAUGCCCUGCGGGAGGUCAGGAUCACCCAUCGGCUGCGCCACGAAAACGUGGUGCAGGUUCAUGACGUCUUGGCGCCAUAUGGACGCCCGCUGCCCCGAGACCCGACCCAGCUCAGCGCCCUCUACAUCAUCCAGGAAUGCAUGGAGACAGAUCUGGCUCGGCUGCUGGAACAAGGACCACUACCCUCAGGUCACGCUACUCUGCUUUUCUACCAGCUGCUGAGGGGACUGAAGUUCAUCCACUCGGCCAACGUCCUGCACAGAGACCUAAAGCCUGCCAACGUAUUCAUCAACACCGAUCAACUGCUGCUCAAGGUCGGAGACUUCGGGCUGGCCAGGAUAGUCGACCCUCACUAUUCUCACAAGGGCUAUCUGUCUGAGGGUCUCGUGACUAAGUGGUAUUGUUCCCCCCGUCUGCUCCUGUCCCCCAACAACUACACCAAGGCCAUAGACAUGUGGGCCGCAGGCUGCAUACUAGCCGAGAUGCUCACUGGACGCAUGCUGUUUGCAGGAGCUCAUGAGCUGGAGCAGAUGCAGCUGAUUCUCAACACAGUGCCGGUGCUGAGAGAGGAGGACAGACAGGACCUGCUGCAGGUGAUGCCUUCAUAUGUCAAUCAUGGUUGGAGGGUCAAGAAACCCUUUUCUGAACUGCUGCCUGAAGUGGACGUUCAGGCUGUGGACUUCCUCGAGCGUAUCUUGACAUUUAACCCCAUGGACCGGCUGACCGCUGAGGCUGCACUGUCCCACCCCUUCCUCCAGCAGUACGCCUGUCCACAGGAUGAGCCCACCUCUUUGCACCCCUUCCACAUAGAGGACGAGCUGGAGGACAGCCUCGUCACCGAGCACAGCCUCGGCAACAGUCAGGCCUCCAGCAUCCAGUGGGACAGGUACAAGCACAGUAUAUCAGCAGGUGUUUGCUGGCAGCAUUUAGGCGGGAGGUGUCGCUGCAUGCCUUCUGGCCUCAUAAUCUCUGACCUGGGUGACACGACGGAGGAUGAGGAGGUGCAGAGGGAUCCACGUGCCAGUUCCACUUCACUGUUAGAGGAGGCUCAGGUCGACCCUCGCAAAUAUUCCCACAGUAGCUCAGCUGAGCGCUUCUUGGAAAACUCUCAGCCCUCUCUGGAGAGGGCCUGUGGUUUGGGGUACGGGGAACUGGACUGUGGCCGCUCCUGUGACUACAAAGUGGGCUCUCCUUCAUAUCUGGAUAAAAUAGCCUGGAAGGAGGGCAAGCCUCAGCACUACUCUGAGCCCAAGCUCAUACUGGAUCUGUCUCAUUGGAAGCGCAACACAAACUUCGCUCCUGUGCCUUCUGAGCACACUGGUGACAAUGAGGAGGACCUGGGAGAGAUGAAAGUGGAGGAAGGAGAGGAGGAGGAGGAAGAGACUGGGAAUUUAUUCCAGGAGAUCUCUCGCUGGAUUCAGAGCACCCAGUCUCGUCUGCACUCACCCAGUCCAUCUUUGGAACCACAUUCACCCUCCUGCUCCACCUCCUCUCCGCCUCUCCCUCUCUCCCCAACUGACCUCCCAACUCCAGUCUUCCACUUCACAGACAUUAUGCGUGAACCCUCGGUUGAUUACGAUGACCAAAGACUAUGCCCGCCUCCACCUGUCACGUCAUCUACAAAUUCUCUUCCCUCACUCCUCCCCUCAUCUCCUACGUCUCCACUUCUCUCUCAUUCGCCUCAAACAGUUUGUCCUCCUAUCUCAUCGUUGUUUCCUCCCCCGGAACUUCAGCCUAUUACCUCUACUUCAAUUUCUCAGCCAGUAAAUGACGAGGCCUUGGAGUCACUUCCUGUCAAGCAGAAGGACCGGCUGUUUGACCUGGACGUGUUCAUAUCCCGAGCGCUGAAACUGUGUCGGCAGAAUAGAGGGAAAGCAGAUGGAAAGAGAGGAAAAGAAAAAGAGAGAGGGUGGGGGGAUGAUGGUAAACAGCCAAACAUCAAUUGGAAGUUGCCCAGGCUUCCAGAGUACAGGACUCCACCACCAAACACCCCAAACUCCUGAUGUUACAUUUCAUCUUCAGUCCUAUCACAAUGGAGGAUCAAAUGGUGGCAUUUGCAAAUGUUCACACACACACACACAGUGCUUCACAUGAUCGAUGUAAUCAGCUGAAUAUGCAGCUUAAACCUUAGUCUGACCUAAGGACUUUAAGUCUUAGCUCUUGUCCUUUUGGUACAACCGCACUGAAUGAUCCUGCAGCUUUAUCAAGAAGUGCUCGCAACAUACAAACACAUUCAGCCUUGUAAAUAUCAAGUUGUUCCCAGUUUUCUUUUCCAACUUAAUCACGUGUCAAACUUAGAUUUGAUAACAACUUAUUCUGUGACAUUGAAAGAGGGAACAGCCAUCCUGUUAAUACAACAUAUCAAGGCUAUACUGAUAACUGAUACAUUUAGCUUUUGUGUUGUUGAUAGUUUGAUUUUUUUUUUCUCCAUAAGAUCUCUUGCUGAAAUGUACGGCUGUCUUCCAAAGGUUAUGCUCACCAAAUAACGACAAUGACACUGGAAAUGCUUCCUUCAAGUUUCUCUGAAUGUAUUAACUGAGAAGUCAUCAAUCAAAUUAUGCUGCACGGUACAACAAUAGGGAUUUCAUUUGUUGAUUUUCGAAACACUCCCACAGUGGCUUGGUGAUGCUUGUCACUGAUACAUUGCCUUGUAAACUUGUACAAAGGGUUAUCUUAUUUAAUUAAUUGUAUAUUUAUUGAUACUAUUGUCUUGAAAUCCUUGUGUCUACAAUGUGUUAGGAUUAUGUUAGGAUUUUACAGUUCCAUUUUUAUGUUUUGGAGUUUGUGUUUUGUUGAAUCGUGGAAUGUUCCGUGGUAAUAAUUUAUGAUUAAUUAACAAACUUAGCUCUUGUGUGGUGAUAGAUAGUUUUCAUAUCUUCUCUGCCUGACGCGUCAAACGAGGGACGUCAUCGGUUGCACACUUAACUGUACUAUCCUCUAUAUUUACUGGACAGCUUCUCUUACUUAAUUGUCAGCCAUAGAAAAGCAAAAACAAAAAGUAGCCUAUAUUUUGCAGCCCGUGUAGGAAAUGAGUCGUGUUUGAGGCUUCUCAUUCUUGCCCAGGAAUUAUAUUUAGAUAUGGAAGCGCGUUAAACAAUUGACCUCAUUCCCAGCCCUCCACCAAAGUAACCAAAUCACUGAAAAGAUUGACAGAUGACAACAUUUGACUCUCUCAUUAGCAGACAAAAAGUGAGCAAAGGGAAACAGCAUUCAAUUUAUUCUGCUGAGCUAAUGCCAACAAGAUAUACAUACGCAUCCAUGUUCCUUUUGUUCUGCAGACACAGCCCACAGAAAACUUGGCAUGUUAAAAGAAAGAAAAGCCAACACUACAUUACAAUACUAAAACACCUUGAAUUAAGCCACAUUUAAGAUCUUUCAGCCCUGCAUCUGAUUUAAAACAAGUCCUUCAUGCCCUAUGAAAUAUUAAUUUGAGUCGCCUUAUGUGCAGUGUCCUCAAGUUCCAAGAGAAAAAUAAACUAUUACAUAUUAUUUUCUCUUUCUACGUUGAUUUUCAGCUGGUAACAGUUACUGCACAAAUAACAACACUCUUAAAAGCCAGAUUUCCAUGCUGUCUGUACCUUUUGUACAUGGCUAACUUACACCAUCAGCAGAUCAUCACUUGCACAUCAUCGUAUGACUGCCUAAGGAUUGAGCCAUAUGCAAGAACUGGCAUGAGUUCAGCCUAUGAAAAAGCCAGCUCUGUUUUAUAUUCACAAUGGACACUGAAGCACAUCAGAAUCACUAGCACAUAAAAAAAACAAAAAAAAAACAGGAGUGAAUAUUGAAACGCCACCUUGGCCAAUGUUCAGCAUUUCGCAGUAUCAACCAUUUCUGGGCAAAGGAUAGUUGGGCAAACUGUCAAAAGUGUUACAGUCAAGAAAAAAAAGUGAAAAACUGUCCCUGCAGAGCCAUCUAUCUCUUUGGAAUAGAUACAAAUGGGUUGUAGUUAAUCGAAUUAACAUCUGUAAGGUUAUAAUAGAUCUUAUUUUGCUUACUACCAUUGCCUCUACAGGUGAACUAAGCCAGCAAUAACAUAAUUGAUGUAGUGGUUACUGAGUUAAGUCUUUUAAGUAAUGCAGAAAAUGUGCCUCUGUACACCUCGAUGCUUUCACCUUGCUGAAUGUAACAUAUCCUCCUUUCCCUCCUGCAUGGCUUUCACAGCUGUUCAAGUAACUUUGUGAAAUGGUCAUAUAUUUCUUUUGUACUUUUGUGCUUCACUGAGGCUCCAGCUUCUCAUUUGAGGGAAAGCUGUGAGAUUUUUAAAUAUCGAUUGAUAGUAUCUCUUUUUGCAGUUUCCGCUUUUGCUGGGCAAUUAAUAAACCAGUGCUUCAACUAUUA
Messenger RNA from Solea senegalensis (Senegalese sole), 5976 nucleotides. It is a transcript of the gene mapk4, whose product is annotated as mitogen-activated protein kinase 4. Gene Ontology annotation, cellular component: cytoplasm; nucleus. NCBI's taxonomy places the organism in Eukaryota, Metazoa, Chordata, Actinopteri, Pleuronectiformes, Soleidae. Bases 1461 to 3641 code for a protein of 726 amino acids. Gene Ontology annotation, molecular function: MAP kinase activity; ATP binding. The record is from RefSeq and is a predicted model, not a curated record. Gene Ontology annotation, biological process: protein phosphorylation; intracellular signal transduction; cell surface receptor signaling pathway. The transcript has 9 exons.